AUGGCAAACCUGAAGAGGCCUAAAAUGAAGACACUAGCCUGUGAAACAAUCAGAUUUUCUGUUGAUAUUAACAACUCUUCAUCUCGUGACGUCAAACUAAAGUACAGCCUCAAGCAGCAACAGACGUUCAUAGCUGGCAUAAGAACUAAAAGAGGAUUAAAAUACAUAAUCCAAGAGACUAGAGAUCGCAUCCCAUCUGGAGAAAAGUCAAAAUUCAUAGUUAACAUGAAGCUUCCACGUGACCUGACUGUUACCAGUAACUUCAGAAUCAUAAAAGUGCAGUACCAACUCAAGAUCUCUCUGGAUGUGUCUUUUGCAUCAGAUCCAGCAGUCACAUUUCCUGUGGUAAUUCUUCCAGCUGAUCAACAGUGUCCUCCCUGGCAAGGUCCACCUGGAGGAUUCCAGCCAUAUCCACCACCUCAGCCUAGUCCUGUGCCUUAUCCUGGUGAACUACCUCCUCCACCUUCAGGGCUUUACCCCAGUCUGUACGACCCUACAGUGCUGCCCCAUCCAGGAGCUGCUGCAGGGGUCUAUCCAAAUCCAAAUCCAAAUCCACACGCCAUCCAGUCCGGUUUCCAUCCGGCUCCUUCUGCACCAGUUUAUGAUCCAAAUCAAAGCACUAAAGAAUCCUCUCCUAAUGUGCCUUAUUAGUCUUCUUCACCAGCCAAACAUGUGUUGUGUCAAGAACUUCAUGGUGCCUAUUAUUGUGCCUUAUAAACUCUAAUCAUUCCUACUAAAACUUAUUUUGAUAAUAGUACUGCAGUUUUAUUGAUACUGUGUUCUUUUCAGAAUAUAUUGCAGCUUUUCAGUACUACAUUUGCGCUUUUAACCUCAUCAAUGAUCAAAUAAUUAUUGACUGUAACCGCUGUAUGUAUGAGUUUCUUUACUAAAGUUAUGAUCAUUACUUUCAAGUAAGACUGUAACAAGACUGU
Messenger RNA from Sinocyclocheilus rhinocerous, 932 nucleotides. Its product is annotated as formin-G-like. Lineage: Eukaryota; Metazoa; Chordata; Actinopteri; Cypriniformes; Cyprinidae. Gene Ontology annotation, biological process: protein transport. The record is from RefSeq and is a predicted model, not a curated record. Gene Ontology annotation, cellular component: cytoplasm; plasma membrane.